GCAUUCCCUCUUGUAACGUCAGCAAGCGAGGUGUCAGCUUACAGAUGCUUAGAAUCUUGCGUUGGGCUCAAGGUGAAGAGAGAGCCUAUUCCAUUAAUCGAACUUUCCUAUACAAAGCUGAGAGACGUGCAUUUCAGAGUGACAGGAACAGAAAAGAUAUUCUACAAAAUGAAGAGCACUCUUAUUUCGCUAUUUAUUCUUGCGUUCUUCGCUCCUUAUUCCCGAGCAUAUAUUGAUUGCCCAGAGUCAUGUGAUGCGUCCCAGUGCCCGCGUACAGAUACGUGUAAAGGUGGCCUCAUUUACGACAGGUGUGGAUGCUGUAAAAUGUGCGCAAAACUUGAAUGGGAGCCCUGUGGCAUUGACAUAAGUGGCAACGAGUGGCUUUGCGACACCAGCCUCGCUUGCAUGCCCAGGAAUUUUCCAGUAUCAAGAUGUGAACAAAUUGCUUGCGCAACCAAGCAAUGCGGUCUGCGCCAACUGUGCGAGUUGAGCCGCCAAGGAAGGCCCGUGUGUGUUUGUCCGAGAAACUGCAAAAGCGGCAAGUGGAAGCAGACGCCUGUAUGCGGCAAGAAUGGGAAACAGUACACAAACGCGUGCGAGCUCUACAGACACGAAUGCCAAUUGGGAGAAGAGGUCGGGGUGAUGUGGCCAGGGCCAUGUAAAAAGUGUUAUUUUGACGGCCAGACAUACAGAUAUGGGGACUCAAGAAAAGGAAGCAUGCCCUGCGAGAAAUGUGUGUGCCAUCAUGGCGAGUGGCGGUGUCGGACCAAGAUGCAUUGCAGGGACCAACUCAGGACUUGCAGUAUUUUUCAGAGCUCGGCCGGAGAAGAAAGCUCCACAUGUCCCCCAGGAUACUGGUGUAAAGUGCAAAUCCCCGGGAUACCCGACCAAGGCAUACCGGAGGUCGGGGUUUGUGUACCCGCAAAGGACCACGCCAAACCAUCACUGGUCACGUCUCGUACCAACAUCACAUCUACUGAAAACUCAACGAUGUCCUCAACACCCGGCGUCAUUUCAAUCUGUGACCUACCCAAGAAUCCCGGCGUUUGCCGCGCCUCCAUCCAAAGAUGGUACUACAACAAUGAGACUCGAAAAUGCAUUAAGUUCACGUUCGGUGGUUGCCAUGGUAACGCAAACAAUUUCCCGACCAAGUCCAGCUGCCGAAACGCUUGCAUGCGAAGAAAAGGUAGAAAUGACGCAAACAUGGCGUCACCAUCAACGGAAGUCAUUGCCAUGAGCACCCAAGCACCAACAGCCCCUGAUUGGAGUGUGAUUUGUAAGAUGCCUGCAGCCGCCGGACCCUGCAGGGCUGCCAUGCCUCAAUGGUACUACAACUUCAAACGUCACCGUUGCAUCAGGUUUAUCUACGGAGGCUGUGGCGGGAAUCCGAACAACUUUGACACAAAGAACGAGUGCAAAUCGGCGUGCAUGCGUAAGAAAGGCCCUAGGCCCACUUCUUCCUCUGCUACACUGACCUCAGCCAAUACAAUGGUACAUGAGCCUGAGGCAUCAUCACGUAGCCCCAAAACAUUUACCACAAAGAUUCCGACUCCAAGCAAGAGCCUAGCAACGUCAUCAUCUGUUCCCAGCCUUCCUCCCACAUGGAUGCGUGUGUUCACUUUUAGACCCCAAGAAAAGCAGCCUUACCAGUGCGCAUGCUCAGAUUGCAUGUCACAUGACGGUAGCCUUGGCUGCCAAACAUUUCACGGUUGUUACUUAGAACUCAUCGAGCAAGAAGACAAGAUAGCUAAAAAGUAUGGCUGUAUCGAGAGUAAGAAACAAUAUGCCGCCAUUUGCAAUACAAGGUCGUCUGCGCAUGCGCGACCAAGAAUAACCGUCACGUGCUGUCGGGGUGAAAUGUGCAAUGAUAUACUAAACCAUGCGCUCCAGAAAGACAAAGGAAUCAAGAUCUACGCAACCCAGGCAACUGUAGUUAAGGAGACUGCUUGGGAAGGUACCUCAGCUCCCAGCUGUUUCGACGAACACGGACAGAAGUUCUACGGAGAGAGGGCCGAAUGGAAGCCGAACGACUGCACCGUGUGUACGUGCAUUCUCGGAAGACCAGAGUGCGUGGCGACGGUUUGCCGGCACCCUAAUUGUGUGGAUGCCGUCCGUAUCAAGGGGCAGUGUUGUCCGGUAUGUCCGAUAGGUGGCAACGAGACGGAAGAGCAAAAAGAAAUGGUCAAAGCACUUUCCCAAAGCCAACUCGCCACAGUAUUCGUUAGCAUAAAGAAAGACCAGCCCGUCUGUCAAGACGUCAAGAGUGGAGAGCUGUAUGUGAUAGGUCAGUCUUGGAAGCCAGACGACUGCUCCACAUGUUUCUGCAAGAAAAAUGGGAAAGUGGAAUGCGCCCAUCAGAUGUGUGGUUAUCCUGUGUGUGCUAAUCCCAUCAAGGAGACUGGGCACUGCUGCCCUAUCUGCAGAGACGAGAUCGUCGAUGAGGGACGCGGAGAGGACGGCGGCGAUGUUGUUGACGACCCUCACUCGUGCCCAGACCCCGUGACCGGGGACUAUUAUCAUCGUUUCGAGAUGUGGCAGCAAGAUGAUUGCACGGCUUGCAUCUGUGGCUCCGACCGGAAGCUACAAUGCACCAAAAAAACUUGCCCUAAACUGCUCUGUGACAAUCCAGUCCAUAACAAAGGUCGCUGCUGUCCUAUUUGCCCCGCCGACUUCGAAAAAGGCUGUGUCUUCGAAGGCCGAAAAUAUGUUUCGGGAUCAUACAAAUUAUUGGCGGACGAAUGCACGUUGUGCCGCUGUGGUAACUAUGAAUGGAAGUGCUCAUCGUUAAGAUGUAACAACCCAUUAGCAGGAGAGUGACACCAAGAAAGCACCGGUCUCCUUAUGGGUGGACGGAAUUACGCAUUUCGCUCCUACCGGAGCUUAGUACAAUCGAUAAUAAGCAAUAGAACCUUGGCUAAAACAAGAUAGAGACCAUAUUGUCUGGAAUGGACGACGGCGUACUCUUUAUCUAUGAGGGAAUAUCACGGAUAUAUCAUAAGAAAUAGUAAACUCUUUAUAGCCAUGAGGGAAUAUCACGGAUAUGUCUUAAGACAUAAUGAAACCUUUAUAGCUAUGAGGGAAUAUCACGGAUAUGUCAUCAGACAUAAUAAACUCUUUAUAGCUAUGAGAAAAUAUCACGGAUAUGUCAUAAAACAGGCCGGUACCCAGGAUUUUUCUUGUAAGGGUGCGAAAUCCGAAAAAGUGGACCUAAUGAUUUUUUUUUUGGAAUAGGGGUGGGGGUGUGAGUUUUCUUGAUAAAAAUCUGACAGCCCCCAACCACCACCACCACCACCACCCCCCCCCCCCCCCCCCCCGAAAGAACAAAAAGGGAUUUUUUUAUUCCAUUAUAGUGUUUCCACAAGGUGGAGGAGGUAUAUUUUCGGUUACACUCUUCGACUCAAACAUACACAUUUCUGUCAGACACGGGCCUCCAACACUUCCGCAAAACAGAUGUAUAGAACUAUGCAUCAAAGAAGAAUAUUUGUCAGGCCUUUCUUGAACAUAAUAAUUUCCCUUCGCUGCCCAGGGGAGGGGGGGUUACCCCUCUCCCCCCUCGUAGAUCAUCACUCCUUGAAUCCACGUAAAAGUAUUUCUUUUUACUUGGGUGGGAGGUUUGAGUUUACUGCUGUACUGAUAAAAAUUUGACCACCCCAAAAAGGGAUUUUUUUAUCCAUAGCAGCAUAUGUUAUUAUCUGAUUUGGCUACGAAAAAGUUUGACUUAGAUUUAUGACAUACCAGAGUGAUCUAGAAGGCCUUUUUAUUCUGAUACGCUUAUGCUUUAUAGUUUUGUCUACAAAUAUCAUGUCUAUUGCGAACCGGAAGUGGUCUUUCCGCCGUUGUGGGUGGUGCGAACUGGGCACCGGCCUGAAAAGUUAGAAACUAUAUAGCGAGGUAAUUGACAGUAUCGAUGUAUUGUUCAUUGUAAAAAGUGCUUGAAUAAAAAGAAGUAAAACA
This is a messenger RNA of Nematostella vectensis (starlet sea anemone), 3954 nucleotides long. RefSeq lists its product as uncharacterized. The transcript is spliced from 20 exons. Bases 169 to 2817 code for a protein of 882 amino acids. Gene Ontology annotation, molecular function: protein binding; serine-type endopeptidase inhibitor activity. Gene Ontology annotation, cellular component: extracellular region. The record is from RefSeq and is a predicted model, not a curated record. NCBI's taxonomy places the organism in Eukaryota, Metazoa, Cnidaria, Anthozoa, Actiniaria, Edwardsiidae.